CUUCCUCGCACCUUUAAAGCACCCUCCAAGAGGGAGAGGGGAGCUUCUGAACUUCCUGCAGUAGCCAAACUUGCCAUGAGGAAAUAGAAGCUGCCUCCACUCUGCAGAGAUCAAGCACAGAAAGUGUUGGAAGAAAGGAUUAGGAUGGAUUGAAUUAAAUUCGAUCACCUUGAAGAAGAACCCCUUUCGCUGAAAAACCAUCAAUGGCCAGGCUCGUCAGAUGCCCUAAAUGUCAGAAGCUUCUCGUGGAGUAUCCCAAUGUUCCCGUCUACCAGUGCGGUGGAUGCGGCAUUGUUCUCCGCGCAAAGAACGCCAGUGAUUCAACAGAAGAAAAGUCGACCGCUGAACCUGCGCAAAUGAACCAGCCGGAGAGUCAAUCGGACGUCGGCUUCUCAGAUUUGGAGUCGUUCUCCAGCCCUCCCGCCCCCGCCAUGCAGUGCUCCAAACCGGGAGAUCAAAACUCCCCCCCUGCUUCCAACCUCGACGAUCAUCCUCGCGCCGUCAAGAGGCGGAGCUCUCGUGCUGCCAAUAGAUCUUCUCUUAGCCGGGAUGACAGAAAUCCGCAAGUUGACUUUGUCGAAGAAGCCGUUGACCGGGUUGAGGACGAACUUGUCACGCCGGCCAUUGCAGAGGAGGAACAGACUCCUCGCGUUGCUGCUCGCAGCGUCGGCUCGGAGGAAGACAUGGCGGAGAGAUUGCGGCACGAAGGAAUUCGCCAUGCGUACUACGACGGCAGCAUCUCUUCCUCGGACGAGGCACGGAGCGUGCAGUCCGCCGAACGAAAGUCCGGAAAAUCUCGAAGGACCGUUAAAGCUGCUUCGAACAGUGAUCUGAAGCUCCAUUCCGGUUCAGUUCGGUCUAAUGCGGCAAGAGAUCGUGCUUCAUCAUCGAAAAGUUCAUUUUUUGACGCCGACGAGUUCCAGAUCACUGCGGAGAACUGGUCGGAAUUGGCAAAAGACUCAUCCAGCGGCGAGCUGCAUGGCAAAGUGGCGCUCUUGAGGAAGAUUGACGAAGUGAGAGAGCAACUGGUUAAGAUUUCUGUUGGUAGCGAAGGGAGGGAAAAUUUUGCAUCGGCGGCGAACUCUUGGAGUUCAGGGAGCAGGCGCAAGGCUGAUCCGAUCAGGAAGAGACCGACGCAGCACUGUCGACCCGUCUCGGGGGCUGCGCCCUUCGUCAUCUGUGGCAACUGCGCCAAGUUGCUCCAACUGCCGGCGGAUUUCCCCUCGACGAGGAGAAGAGGAUUGUACAAGUUGAGGUGCGCUGGCUGCGCUGCAGUUCUCGAUCUGCCAUUCCCUGCCAAAGAUGAUCGGAGUUUUUCAGAGGCGGGUCCCGCGCACGCCGAGGCAGAUGAUGAGCUGGAUUCUGGAGGAGGAAGAGGCGUGGCCAGGGGCAAUUUGACCCCGAGACUGCAUCGCCUCAUGGGGUAUGAUUCGGCCAGCGAUCUUUUGCUGGCAGGUGAAUCAACUGGGAACAGAUCGUACCAGGGCAAUGUCAGAGCUGGAAUCCCUCGCCCUCCAGUGUUGAAAUAGUGCAGAGAAUCGAAAUCUAAAGCAGCGUAUGGAGAACAUGAAUUUAGCCAUUGUAUAAAUCUGAUGAGUGAUGGCAAUGUAAAUGGAUUAUUUGAUUGUUUGAGCUGAUUAUUAUAGCACUUCCAUUAUCAAUUUGUUAGAUGUGCGGUGUUGUGAACGAGACUGACAAGUUCGCGGCCAAGAACUUGAACAAAGAUGCUACUAAAUUGUUCCUGCUGUAUUCCAACACAA
Messenger RNA from Zingiber officinale, 1760 nucleotides. RefSeq lists its product as uncharacterized. The transcript has 3 exons. Gene Ontology annotation, biological process: regulation of defense response to fungus. NCBI's taxonomy places the organism in Eukaryota, Viridiplantae, Streptophyta, Magnoliopsida, Zingiberales, Zingiberaceae. The record is from RefSeq and is a predicted model, not a curated record. The coding region runs from base 204 to 1529 and encodes 441 amino acids.